Paramecium pentaurelia is the source of this 1685-nucleotide messenger RNA. The record is from the annotation of a GenBank genome assembly. NCBI's taxonomy places the organism in Eukaryota, Ciliophora, Oligohymenophorea, Peniculida, Parameciidae.
AUGCCAAUUAGAUAUGUAGAUGUACUAACAGUGGAGUAAGCAUUAAUUAAAGCUGGAAAUGGACACAAAUUCUAAAUCAGAGCCAUCGUUAUAAUGAGCUUGUAGUAUAUGGUUGCAGGAAUGUUUCAUAUUGCUAUAACGGAAUUGUAUUUCCAUCAAACUUAAUAUAAAUGUAUUGACUAACAAUAUAACAUAUAUUAAUGUAAUGAAGUGGAGUUUUGCAAAUAAUAUUAUAGAGAUGAUAUAGACAAAGAGAAAAUUACAUUUGCAUCUCAAUUAGGAGAUAUAAUAUAAUUCUUUUAAUUAGUUUGUGAUGACAAAAUUAUUAUAUUAAUACUUAUUACUUCUUAUUAUUUAGGUGGAUGUAUAGGAUCUUUGUAUUAUGGAGAGUAGAUGGAAAUUCGAUAAGGGAGAUAGUAAUUUAUUGAUAAUUAUAUUAGAUCAAUUAUGAUUGAAACAUUGGCUUUAUUGGGAUUUACUUGUUGUUUAACAAUCUUAAUACCAAAUGCAUAUUUAUUAAGUGUAGCAUUAUUUUUUGCUAAUUUCUUUUUAAGAGGAUUCUUGAAUUCUUCUAUGAUUUUAUUUUUUGAAAUAUCAUCUGAAAAUCUAUAAAAAUUAAGUCCUUCAAUUUUAUUGACAGCUUAUGGAAUUGGAACUAUAAUAUCACCAGUGAUUAUUGAUUCAUUUUAAUUAAAUUGGUAAUAGAGUAUGUUAAUUUUAUUUGGUGGACCAGCUGUUAUGUUUUCAGUUCUUAUUAAGUUUAUGUAAGAAUCACCAAGAAUGCUUGUCAUUAAAAAGAAAUAUCAUUAAGCAAAAAUUGUUCUUCAAAUAAUAAGUUAAUGUAAUGGAAGGGAAAUGCCUAAAGAUUGGAUGUUAGAAGAUGAAGUAAGAGUAAAGGAACUUAAAGAUAAAAUGUAAGAAAUUACUUAAUAAUUUGGUGUAAAGGAAGUUGCUAAAGGAUACAAUUUUUCGUAAAUCUUAAAUAUUAUAAAUUUAGUUCAAUUUUUCGUUAUAAUUCAACCAGAGUUAGAAUGUUUUGUCUUCUUUAUUUGUAUUCAAUUAUUAUAAUUGGAUAAUUUUAAACUUCUAAAGAAAUAGAUGCAUUUUCUAGAUUAGAUAGAUAAAAGACUGAAUUAUUGUUAUCUACUGUAGCAACAGUAGGAUAUCUUAUAAGUGGUUAUGCAAGUUUGAAUUAUAAUAGAAAAGAUGUUUUGAAGAUUGUUUUAGGUGUAAGUGCUAUGUUCAAUUUUCUUUAUGCAGUUUUUCCAAUUUUUUAAUUAAGUACAAAUGCCAUAGCAUUAAUGUCUUUUUAUGAUAGAUUAAUGCAUACAAUAAUUAUGAUGAUAUUGAUUAUGAGUCGAUUAAUAUUAAGUUUUGGAUGUGCAUUUAUUAAUGUAAAAUAAUUAAUUUAAAUAUAGAUUUAUGCUUUAGAAGUAUUUCCUACAUCAUUAAGACAUUAUGGUUUUUCUGGAAUGGUAUUUUUGACUGAAUUUUUAUUCAUUUUUUAAGAAACUUAUGUUGUAUUUUGUCAUACAUUUGGAUUGAAUACAUCUAUUGGUAUGUUCUUUUUAUUGUUAUUUGGAAUUUUAACAUUAAAUAAAUUGAGAGAAACAUAUGAUUAACCAUUAAAAGAGAAUGUUGAAGAAUUGAAUGAUGAAUUACUUAACAAUGUAUAUGUAUUAUGA